AGGUCUGAACCACAGUUCCCAGCGGCCCGUGCGCGGCUGCCCAACCCGUGGCACCAGAGGAUUGCAUGGCGGAGCCCCCAGCCUCCCCAGACACCCCCUGCUCCCCCGCGGCCCGGGACGGGCUCGACCGACCCGUAAGGAGCGAGAGCUCAUGCGAGGACCGCAGCAAUGCUGAAUCCUUGGACCGGCUCCUGCCACCUGUGGGUGCUGGCCGCUCACCUCGGAAGCGCACUACCAGCCAGUGCAAGUCUGAGCCCCCGCUGCUGCGCACCAGCAAGCGAACCAUUUACACGGCGGGCCGGCCGCCCUGGUACAACGAGCACGGCACACAGUCCAAGGAGGCCUUCGCAAUUGGCCUGGGAGGUGGCAGUGCAUCUGGGAAGACCACUGUGGCCAGGAUGAUCAUCGAGGCCCUGGACGUGCCUUGGGUGGUGCUGCUGUCCAUGGAUUCCUUCUACAAGGUGCUGACCAAGCAGCAGCAGGAGCAGGCAGCCCAGAACAACUUCAACUUCGACCACCCAGAUGCCUUUGACUUUGACCUUAUCGUGUCCACGCUCAAGAAGCUGAAGCAGGGCAAGAGUGUCAAGGUGCCCAUCUACGACUUCACCACCCACAGCCGCAAGAAAGACUGGAAAACACUCUAUGGUGCAAACGUCAUCAUCUUCGAGGGCAUCAUGGCUUUCUCUGACAAGACGUUGCUGGAGCUCCUGGAUAUGAAGAUCUUCGUGGACACAGACUCAGACAUUCGCCUGGUGCGGAGGCUGCGCCGAGACAUCAGCGAGCGCGGCCGAGACAUUGAGGGUGUCAUCAAGCAGUAUAACAAGUUCGUCAAGCCUGCCUUCGACCAGUACAUCCAACCUACCAUGCGCGUGGCUGACAUCGUCGUGCCGAGGGGGAGUGGGAACACGGUGGCCAUCGACCUCAUCGUACAGCACGUGCACAGCCAGCUGGAGGAGAGGAAGCUGCGCUGGGAUAUGGCCGCGCUGGCCUCUGCACACCAGUGCCACCCGCUGCCUCAGACUCUGAGCGUCCUCAAGAGCACCCCGCAGGUGCGAGGCAUGCACACCAUCAUCAGGGACAAGGAGACCAGCCGCGACGAGUUCAUCUUCUACUCCAAGAGGCUGAUGCGGCUGCUGAUUGAGCACGCGCUCUCCUUCCUGCCCUUCCAGGACUGCGUGGUGCAGACCCCACAGGGGAAGGACUAUGCGGGCAAGUGCUACGCCGGGAAGCAGCUCAGCGCGCUGCCCACAGAUCACGGGCGUGUCCAUCCUGCGCGCCGGGGAGACCAUGGAGCCGGCGCUGCGGGCCGUGUGCAAAGACGUGCGCAUCGGCACCAUCCUCAUCCAGACCAACCAGCUCACCGGGGAGCCCGAGCUGCACUACCUGCGGCUGCCCAAGGACAUCAGCGACGACCACGUGAUCCUCAUGGACUGCACGGUGUCCACAGGGGCGGCCGCCAUGAUGGCGGUGCGCGUGCUCCUGGACCACGACGUGCCGGAGGACAAGAUCUUCCUGCUGUCCCUGCUCAUGGCGGAGAUGGGCGUCCACUCCGUGGCCUACGCCUUCCCGCGCGUGCGCAUCAUCACCACGGCGGUGGACAAGCGCGUCAACGACCUGUUCCGCAUCAUCCCCGGCAUCGGCAACUUCGGAGACCGCUACUUCGGGACGGACGCCAUCCCCGACGGCAGUGACGAGGAGGAGGUGGCCUCCACCAGCUAGUCCGCGAGGACCCCGGCCCAGCCUGUCUGUGCAGGCCGCGGCCACGCGCUGACCCGCGAGGGAGAGGAUAGCACUGAUGUGAUUUAUUAUGUGCAUUUUGUAAAAUAAAGCUUCAGAAAUUGCAGCUGCGGGGUCCCGGGAGGUGGUGCACAAAGAGCAAGGCUUGAAAGCAUGAGGCCCUGAAUUGGAGCCGCAGCACCACAUAUACCCGGGAUGCCGGGGUGUGUGUGUGUGUGUGUGUGUGUGUGUGUGUGUGUGUGUGUACAUGCUAGUGCGCACAGGAGGAAGGAGGGAAAAGGUCUGUGUUUGUGUAAGUGGCGGGGGGAAGGAGUGCAAGUGUGUGAGUGAGUGAAUGAUGUGGGUGUGAGAGUAUGAGUGAACUGGCAUAAGGUUGUGCAUGAGUGUGAGCAGGAGCCUAAUCCCUCCCCAUGGGCAGCAGCCAGUGCUCUAGCUCCUUGCUCAGCUCUUUCUGAUACUUUGGGCUCUGGGGUCCCCACUGACCUCGUACCUACAGAACCUGGCUCUGCAGCCAUGGGGCAGUGACCUGGCAGACCCUGACCUGAGGGGUGCCUCCAGCCCACAGUACAGGGUGUGUGUGUGUGUGUGUGUGUGUGUGUCCCCUUCUCUGUCAACUAUGAAUAAAUGAAUCUUGAAAAGGAAA
Erinaceus europaeus (western European hedgehog) is the source of this 2380-nucleotide messenger RNA. RefSeq names its product uridine-cytidine kinase 1 like 1 (gene UCKL1). The coding region runs from base 66 to 1691 and encodes 541 amino acids. Lineage: Eukaryota; Metazoa; Chordata; Mammalia; Eulipotyphla; Erinaceidae. The record is from RefSeq and is a predicted model, not a curated record. The transcript has 15 exons. Gene Ontology annotation, cellular component: cytoplasm. Gene Ontology annotation, molecular function: kinase activity; ATP binding.